Messenger RNA from Tripterygium wilfordii, 3415 nucleotides. Its product is annotated as protein STABILIZED1. Lineage: Eukaryota; Viridiplantae; Streptophyta; Magnoliopsida; Celastrales; Celastraceae. Bases 54 to 3128 code for a protein of 1024 amino acids. The transcript has a single exon. Gene Ontology annotation, biological process: positive regulation of primary miRNA processing; gene silencing by siRNA-directed DNA methylation; spliceosomal tri-snRNP complex assembly. Gene Ontology annotation, molecular function: protein binding. Gene Ontology annotation, cellular component: catalytic step 2 spliceosome; U4/U6 x U5 tri-snRNP complex. The record is from RefSeq and is a predicted model, not a curated record.
ACAACCUUGAACCUUCCCUUGACUGAUCCAUCAAACCUAAUUCUCCAACAGCCAUGGUUUUGAUCGCAAUCCCCAACUCCAAAACCCUAACGCUCGACCUAAACCCUAACACCACCACUCUUUACGCCUUCAAAGAAGCCAUUCAAUCCCAAUUCCACAUACCUAUUCCUCUGCAACGCUUCCUCUUACCGACUCGUAACCCUUCCGAAUCCGACUCAGUCGUCCUUACCCAAUUCGGGAUCACUCGCUUCUCAACCGUCUCCCUCCAUGUCCCCCACCUCGGUGGUAUGCAGGCCCCGCCUGCUCCACCCAAGCCUCGCCUCGAUUUCCUGAAUUCCAAGCCGCCUCCGAACUAUGUCGCCGGUCUUGGACGUGGUGCUACUGGGUUUACGACCCGGUCUGAUAUCGGUCCUGCGCGUGCUGCCCCGGAUUUGCCGGACCGAUCUGCAACAACUAUUGGGGGAGCCCCAGCGCCGGGGGUCGGUGUUGGUAGAGGACGCGGGAAGUCUGGGGAGGAUGAGGAAGAAGAUGAGGGUGAAGAGAAGGGUUACGAUGAGAACCAGAAGUUCGAUGAAUUUGAAGGGAAUGAUGUAGGGUUGUUUGCAUCAGCGGAGUACGAUGAGGACGACAAGGAGGCUGAUGCCGUUUGGGAGGAGAUUGAUAAGCGGAUGGAUUCACGGCGGAAGGAUCGAAGGGAGGCGAGGUUGAAGGAGGAAAUCGAGAAGUACCGUGCGUCGAAUCCCAAGAUUACAGAGCAGUUCGCCGAUUUGAAGAGGAAAUUGCACACGAUGUCAGCUCAGGAAUGGGAUAACAUUCCGGAGAUUGGGGAUUACUCGUUCAGGAACAAGAAGAAGCGAUUUGAGAGCUUUGUGCCCGUCCCUGAUACGCUUCUUGAGAAAGCGAGGCAGGAGCAGGAGCAUGUCACGGCGUUGGACCCAAAGAGUCGGGCUGCAGGAGGGACGGAGACGCCGUGGGCACAGACUCCUGUCACGGAUUUGACUGCUGUAGGUGAGGGUAGAGGGACUGUUCUGUCGCUGAAACUGGAUAGGCUAUCAGACUCUGUUUCCGGGUUAACAGUGGUGGAUCCUAAAGGCUAUUUGACUGAUUUGAAGAGCAUGAAAAUUACAAGUGAUGCUGAGAUUUCAGAUAUUAAGAAGGCAAGGCUGUUGUUGAAAAGUGUCACUCAGACUAACCCCAAGCACCCGCCUGGGUGGAUUGCUGCAGCAAGGUUAGAGGAGGUGGCAGGGAAGAUUCAGACGGCAAGGCAGUUGAUACAGAGAGGUUGCGAGGAGUGUCCGAAAAGUGAGGAUGUGUGGUUGGAGGCUUGUAGACUUGCUAGCCCUGAUGAGGCAAAGGCAGUUAUUGCCAUGGGAGUGAAAUCGAUUCCACAUUCAGUGAAGCUGUGGCUGCAGGCAGCGAAACUGGAGAAUGAUGAUUCAAACAAGAGUAGAGUGUUGAGGAAGGGGUUGGAGCAUAUCCCAGAUUCUGUGAGGCUGUGGAAGGCAGUGGUCGAGUUGGCGAAUGAGGAGGAUGCUAGGUUGUUGCUCCAUAGGGCUGUGGAAUGUUGUCCAUUGCAUGUGGAAUUGUGGCUGGCUUUAGCAAGAUUGGAGACUUAUGAUAGUGCGAAGAAGGUGCUUAAUAGAGCGAGGGAGAAGUUGUCGAAGGAGCCUGCAAUUUGGAUAACCGCUGCUAAGUUGGAGGAAGCAAAUGGGAAUACUUCUAUGGUUAGUAAGAUUAUCGAGAGAGGUAUAAGGGCUUUGCAAAGAGAAGGAUUGGUGAUUGAUAGGGAGGCUUGGAUGAAGGAGGCUGAGGCAGCAGAACGUGCGGGCUCUGUGGUGACUUGCCAGGCUAUCAUACAUAAUACCAUUGGGAUUGGAGUGGAGGACGAAGACAGGAAGAGGACAUGGGUGGCUGAUGCAGAAGAGUGCAAGAAGAGGGGUUCUAUUGAGACAGCUAGAGCUAUUUAUGCUCAUGCCCUUACUGUGUUCUUGACAAAGAAGAGUAUUUGGCUCAAGGCAGCUCAACUUGAGAAGAGUCACGGAACUAGAGAGUCUCUUGAUGCACUGCUCCGGAAAGCAGUUACUUACAGGCCGCAAGCUGAAGUUCUUUGGCUCAUGGGUGCUAAAGAGAAGUGGCUUGCUGGGGAUGUGCCUGCUGCACGUGCAAUUCUGCAAGAAGCUUAUGCUGCUAUUCCUAAUUCGGAAGAGAUUUGGCUUGCAGCCUUUAAGCUGGAAUUUGAGAACCAUGAGCCUGAAAGAGCAAGAAUACUUCUUGCUAAGGCUCGAGAAAGAGGAGGCACAGAAAGAGUUUGGAUGAAAUCCGCCAUUGUUGAGAGAGAAUUGGGAAACACUGAGGAGGAGCGAAGAUUGCUUGAUGAAGGGUUGAAACACUUUCCUUCAUUCUUCAAAUUGUGGUUAAUGCUUGGGCAGCUUGAGGAACGUCUUGGUCGUUUGGAUCGAGCGAAAGAAGUGUAUGAUUUGGGGUUGAAGCACUGCCCUAAUUGUAUAGUCCUCUGGCUUUCUCUUGCUAAUCUCGAAGAGAGGAUGAAUGGACUUAGUAAAGCUCGAGCAAUACUCAUCAUGGCGCGGAAGAAGAAUCCUCAGAACCCCGAGCUUUGGCUGGCUGCUGUUCGAGCUGAAUCAAAGCAUGGGAAUAAGAAGGAAGCUGAUAUAUUGAUGGCAAAAGCAUUGCAGGAUUGUCCAAAUAGUGGUAUCUUGUGGGCUGCAUCUAUUGAGAUGGCUCCCCGUCCACAGCGUAAAUCCAAGAGCCAUGAUGCUGUGAAGAAGUGUGAUCAUGAUCCCCAUGUCUUCGCUGUUGUGGGCAAGCUGUUUUGGCAUGAAAGGAAGGUAGACAAAGCUAGGAUCUGGCUAAACAGGGCAGUGACUCUUGCUCCAGAUAUUGGGGAUUUUUGGGCGUUAUACUACAAGUUUGAGCUUCAGCAUGGGACUGAGGAGAAUCAGAAGGAUGUGCUAAAGAGAUGCAUUGCUGCAGAACCCAAGCAUGGUGAGAAAUGGCAAGCAGUCUCGAAGGCAGUGGAGAACUCUCACCAGCCAACUGAAGUCAUCUUGAAGAAAGUUGUGGUUGCCCUGGGGAAGGAAGAGAGUGCUGCUGAAAAUAUUAAGCAAUAGUUACUUUCGAGCUUCUAGGUUUACAAACUCCCCUCUUUUUUGCACUUCAUUGGUCAGUGUUUCAACAUUAUGUACUAUGAUUAUAACCUUUUAGUACCUAGCCUCAUAUAUCUUGAUGAUCCAGUUUUAUAAUUUAAUAUCUUGAAAGAUGAUUGACAUGUACGUGGAUAUAGGGUGUAGAUUAUUUCUUGGAAACCUAAUGUUUGAACUGCUAUGUAUCUUCUUAUCCGUGACUAUAAAUCAUCCUCUUUUUUCGGAAUGGAAUACAUUUCCCUGUUCUUUUUUGA